UUUAGUCUUUCCAAUCAAUUCCAAGCAUUGGGCAAAAACUGCUUGACUAAGAAAGCAACCCCCCAAAAAAGAUCUUCUUUUAGCAUCCCAUUAGUGUUUGGGUUCUUGAUUUCUCAACACUUUUUCCUCUGUUUUCCGCAGAUGUUCAACUAAGUGAGGGGAAAGUGAAUUACUCUACAGUUUCUUGGAAGCAACCUGAAAGAGUCAUGUAACUUUAGAUGGCUGGCAGGGUACCUUUUGCUAUUUAGAUAGUGAUUUUGAUGGAGGAGAUAUAUCAGGCGGUUGCAGUGCCUUUUAGAUUAGGUAAUUCGGUAUUGGACAAUCUGAUUGUAGAAACUCGUAUGAACUUUACGAACUUCAACUUGAUGGCCGAUCCAGCAAGCUUGUUUCCGCAUUCUCAGAUUAAGGUGGCUAACUCUGUAGACGGUGACAAUGAGGAUUGCAGUUUUUGUGAUUCAGGAAGUGAAAUCAGUUCCACAAUGCUGUUGGGAUCUGAAGAGAAUAGGAGAGGAGUUUCUUCCGUGCUGGCUUUGACUUUCGAGGAUGAAAACAACUGGUUAGCUACUGACGUAGUUCGCGAGAGUGAAGAAGAUGGGUUAUCGUCAUUGGAGGGCGAUGCAAUACUUGAUAACUCUUGCUGCUUGUCUGUGGUGAGUGACACUAGUAGUUUAUGUGGGGAUGAUUUGUUAGGUUUUGAAAUCAAUUCUGAAAUUGGGACAACCAUUUUAGAGGUUGUGAACAGCGUAUGUGAUGUUGAACUUAUUCCCAAGACCAGAGAUUUGGGAGAUCCAAAAAUUGGCACUGGUUUUGGUGACUCUCUAUCCAUGGGUGUUGGCUUAGACGAAGAGAUUGCAGAUGGUCCCAGCUCAAAAUCAUCUCAAGUUGUUAUGCAAUUGGAUAAAGGGCCGAAUGUAAGAGCCAACCGCAGUGUUUUUAAGGUAGAUUAUGUGCCUCUGUGGGGGUUUACAUCUGUGUGCGGUAGGAGACCAGAAAUGGAAGAUGCCGUGGCAACAAUGCCUCGGUUUAUGAAAAUUCCUCUCCAGAUGCUUAUGGGUGAUCACGAAUUUGAUGGUGUGACAUCCCCCUUGAGCCAUUUGACAGGCCAUUUCUUUGGAGUCUAUGAUGGCCACGGGGGCUCUCAGGUUGCAAAUUAUUGUCGAGACCGUAUUCAUUCUGCUUUGGCUGAAGAAUUGGAAAUUAUCAUGACCACCUUGAAUGGAGGAAGUAGUAAGGAAAAUUGUGAAGAGCAGUGGAAAAAGGCACUUUCAAAAUGUUUUAUCAAGGUGGAUGAUGAAGUUGGAGGGAAAGCCAGUCUUGAACCUAUUGCUCCUGAAACUGUGGGUUCUACUGCCGUUGUUGCCAUAGUUUGUUCAUCGCAUAUAAUAGUGGCUAACUGUGGUGAUUCAAGGGCUGUGCUCUGCCGUGGCAAAGAACCCAUGGCGCUGUCUGUGGAUCACAAGCCAAAUCGUGAAGAUGAAUAUGCAAGAAUUGAAGCAUCUGGAGGCAAGGUAAUACAGUGGAAUGGACAUCGUGUCUUUGGAGUCCUUGCGAUGUCUAGGUCAAUCGGAGAUCGGUAUUUAAAGCCCUGGAUUAUUCCGGAUCCUGAAGUAAUGAUAGUCCCCCGAACCAGGGAGGACGACUGCCUCAUUCUGGCCAGCGACGGUUUGUGGGACGUGCUGACAAACGAAGAGGUCUGUGAUAUCGCUCGUAAAAGGAUACUACUCUGGCAUAAAAAGAAUGCAGCCACAGUUCCACUGCAACGCGGUGAAGGAAUAGAUCCUGCGGCUCAAGCAGCGGCAGAGUACCUCUCGAAUCGUGCCCUGCAAAAGGGCAGCAAGGAUAACAUCAGUGUCGUCGUCUUAGACUUGAAAGCCCAAAGAAAGAUCAAGAACAGAAGUUAGCAUUCAACUCUUUGGUCGCCCCUCGAUCUUUCUUGGUUGUCGUGGAAUGUAAUCCUCCAUUUCUUUCAAUUUAAUGCCCUUACUGUUUUCAUCAAAGGGCAGUAGCUAUUUGAAUUAGGAAUGUGGAGUAGUGGGAGCCCCUGAGAAGCUCACAGUGAUCUGGGAAAAAAACAUAAACGUUUGACUUGCUUAUCUUCUUACCUCUCCGAGCUAAAGGCUCUGUGAGGGGCAUAUAACUUCAUUGUAAUGUUGACAAUGAUGUCUUGCAAAUCAAUGAACUGUAAAUAUAAUAUCAAACUUGUGUUGCUUA
Molecule: messenger RNA, 2211 nt
Organism: Sesamum indicum (sesame)
Lineage: Eukaryota; Viridiplantae; Streptophyta; Magnoliopsida; Lamiales; Pedaliaceae
Product: protein phosphatase 2C 50
Biological process (GO): protein dephosphorylation
Molecular function (GO): protein serine/threonine phosphatase activity; cation binding
Source: RefSeq, a predicted model, not a curated record